GUUCCGGGUCAGUGUACGGCCCGGUCUCAGCGCUGGGUUCGUGUUAUUCACCGAGGGAUCUCCCCCCCUCCGUCUGAGAGGGGAGCGGGAACCCGGAGCCCCGGCGGCGGCGGGGGGGAAGAUAUGGAUAAACUGACCAUCAUUUCAGGAUGUCUGUUUCUGGCCGCCGAUAUUUUUGCGAUCGCCAGUAUCGCUAACCCGGACUGGAUAAACACCGGGGAGUCUGCAGGUGCUCUGACAGUCGGCCUGGUUAGACAAUGUCAAACCAUACACGGACGUGACAGAACGUGUAUCCCUCCGCGGCUCCCUCCGGAAUGGGUGACCACACUCUUCUUCAUCAUCAUGGGAAUCAUAUCAUUGACUGUUACUUGUGGUUUAUUAGUGGCGUCUCACUGGAGGAGAGAAGCGACUAAAUACGCCCGCUGGAUAGCCUUUACCGGCAUGAUCCUCUUCUGUAUGGCAGCAUUAAUCUUCCCAAUAGGAUUUUACAUCAAUGAAGUUGGGGGCCAACCUUACAAACUGCCCAACAAUACUGUCGUUGGGUCAUCCUAUGUACUGUUUGUCUUAUCAAUUUUCUUUACAAUAGUGGGACUAUUAUUUGCAGGCAAAGUAUGUUUACCCGGCUGAUGUGAAGAAGAUCUAUAUAUGAUGACUUUUUAACGGAAUGAAUAUUGUAAUUUCUUUUGGGGGGGGGCGGGGAACGGGACUGGGGGUUGUCCGAAGACCCCUGAGGACACUGCCUUCUCAGGAGAAUGUCUCAAACGGACAAGAGAACCGAGAAGAAGAAAAGAUAUUGACUUCUCACUAUGCACUUUGGAUCAAGUGGAGAGUCCUUUUUCUUUCCAUAACCAAAUACAAAUAUCAUUGACUGAGCUCCUGAGCAUAUACAUGCCGUCAGGUCUGCACUGUGACGGGGACUUGCGAAGAACGCUUUACACUGACAAGCAAAUUGACCUUUAUUACUGUACCCGGCGCCUGUUUUUAAUCCUUCGCAACAGGAGUCGAUGACCCAAAACGUUGAGUAUUUAUGAACUUUGCCUAUGACCCAGCAGCAUUUCAAGGCAGAGUGAGGCUGGCCUCGCUGACUAGAGAAAUGAAGAUGCCAACGACACACGGGAGAGGGAUUCUUGGCACCGCAACCAUUCAAAUGCACAAAGGAGCCAAGAGAUCAAAGCCUGUCUAGUUUGGUAUUGCCAGACGGCACAGUAUUCCGGUUUCGUACCGUUUAGGGCUGCUCCUGACGAAGUCAUCUUAACGCCCCUUGGCUUGAUCCAUUGAGAGACGGAGAGAAGGAACCCAAAGUGUUCUACCGGUCAUGGGGUUCCUGUCGGUACCAAAGGGGAACGCUUACUCUGCAAUGUUACAAAGGUGCUUUUUUAAAUUGAAAGGGAAUCUUCCAAUCCUUAAAGCAAAUGAACAAAACAAAA
Spea bombifrons (plains spadefoot toad) is the source of this 1427-nucleotide messenger RNA. It is a transcript of the gene MOSMO, whose product is annotated as modulator of smoothened. The record is from RefSeq and is a predicted model, not a curated record. NCBI's taxonomy places the organism in Eukaryota, Metazoa, Chordata, Amphibia, Anura, Pelobatidae. Gene Ontology annotation, biological process: negative regulation of smoothened signaling pathway. The transcript has 3 exons. Bases 124 to 627 code for a protein of 167 amino acids. Gene Ontology annotation, cellular component: Golgi apparatus; ciliary membrane.